AUGUGCUCGAAGUUUCAAAGCUAUCUUCAAAAUCAAUUUUUCCGAGCCCUCGUUGUCCAGAGCAUCGGACCCACUCUUUUCCUCGUCCUCCCAAUUGCACCAAUUCUUGCUGUACCUUUAAUGUCACCAUAUACUGGAACAGAAGUCAGUUGGCAGCCGGGAUGGUUGCAUUCGAUUGUUGGAUUGUUUCCCCCGUUUGAUAGUCUUGCUUUCAUGCUAAUUGUUAAGGAGUACACCAAGAUUUUGAAAAAUCGGUUUGGAUGCAUAAUGAGUGGUCCGUCAGUGGAGCCAACUAGUCAUCCAAGUGCCAGCCAACAGCCAAUAAAUGUUCUAUAG
Caenorhabditis briggsae is the source of this 336-nucleotide messenger RNA. The transcript is spliced from 2 exons. The record is from RefSeq and is a predicted model, not a curated record. The coding region runs from base 1 to 336 and encodes 111 amino acids. NCBI's taxonomy places the organism in Eukaryota, Metazoa, Nematoda, Chromadorea, Rhabditida, Rhabditidae.